Molecule: messenger RNA, 4220 nt
Organism: Ylistrum balloti
Lineage: Eukaryota; Metazoa; Mollusca; Bivalvia; Pectinida; Pectinidae
Product: leucine-rich repeat-containing protein 15-like
Exons: 1
Coding region: 554-2731 (725 amino acids)
Biological process (GO): toll-like receptor signaling pathway; immune response
Cellular component (GO): membrane
Molecular function (GO): protein binding; transmembrane signaling receptor activity
Source: RefSeq, a predicted model, not a curated record
ACAUGUGUUAUGUGACAUCCUGAUUAUCCAGGUACACGAUGCAAUGCUCACGUCUCAAGUGCUAUAGCACUAUAUAUGUACUACCCUGUCAAUAUGUCGAGGACAUGGCCAGGCCAAUUACAGUAAUUGGGGCCGGGUCUGAGAGUCACAGGAUGUAACGAUAUUGGUACAAGUGUGUAGCCAAGUAUCAGAACGCCAUUUUCAAACCAGCAAGCCUUUCCGCUAGUCUCCUGACGCCUACAACGUUUACAGCCAACUCUGUCGUCAUUCACCAGGCCACAUCACCUACACAGAAUAGUUUGGCCAUCUUUAACAGUGACCCUUCAACUUCAGCGUUCAAGAUAGCAUUGCAUCAAUAACAAGAGGUAUGGCCAGUGACGGAUAAGUCACGUGAAGAGUGGACAAUCGACUGCAAGAAUUAAACAUAUAUUACGGACCAAAGAACGACAGAGGUCACUGAACCUCUCCACGGGGUCAUCGGAUAGAUUGUUGGUGUCCAAGUUUUCAACCGUCAGCAGCUUGGUCAUUGGUCGCAGGAAACAGUGAGUCAUUCAUGACAGAUAUGUAUGGUCAGUGUAAACCGUCCAGGGCCCUUGUGGUAAGUUUUAUCAUGAUGAGUGUGGUCAUUGUACUUGCAAGGACACAGAAAACAAAAAACUUGUGUCCAGCUGAUGUAUGUCACUGUUACGGAAAAACUGUCGAAUGUUCCAGCCAGGAAAGUUCUGAUAUUCCGGAGGAUAUUCCAGACGGUACAAAAAAUCUCAAUUUGGCUGGUAAUCACCUGCGAACGCUAGACAAUGCCAGACUUCGGCCUUUAAAAAAGUUACGGUCACUUGACCUCCGUAACAACAACUUAGAGGAGAUAUCACGUGGUUCAUUUUCCGGUUUGAAAUCUCUACGGUUUUUACAUCUUGGCGGAAAUCAAUUGCAGCAUUUACCUAAUGGAGUUUUCGGUUAUCUCAAAAAUCUUGAAAAUCUUGUCCUUUCGAAUAAUGACCUUACCGACGUGGAAGGAGUGUUUGUAAACAUGUCCGAGAUUCUGCAGUUAGAUCUAUCAUCCAAUCGUAUUUCUCACCUGACCUCUCAAUCGUUUAAAGGAAUGAGUAGUUUACAGUAUCUUAACUUGGAGAAUAACAAUAUAUCCAGCAUAAGUUUACAGACUUUCUGGGGUAUGGCGUCACUACGGCAACUCAUAUUACGAGACAACUUCUUAAAACAAGCAGACGGGUUGUUCGUGGAUAACCCUGAUUUACAAACCGUUGAUUUAGCCAACAAUCGUCUUCAAUCCUUUCCACAAGUGCUACCUCUGCGUAUAGAGUUUUUACACCUGGAUCAGAAUAACAUAUCUACGAUUAGACGAGACGAUAUGAUCGGCUAUGUUAGACUAAGGAACCUUAUGCUAUAUCAAAAUUCAUUGACUUUGAUUGAAGACGACUGUUUUGCGGAAAUGGAAGAUCUGCAGGAAUUAUGGUUAAAUAUGAAUAACCUGUUAAAAAUUCCAGCAGGAUUGCCAACUGGCCUUCAACACUUAAGUCUUGACGAUAAUCAAGUAAGUGUUAUAAAUAGUAACGAUUUUCCCGCCAAUUCCAAUCUGCACAUACUGUCUCUGCAGUCUAACGCUAUAACACGUAUUGAAAAUGAGGCUUUCCAGAAUCUUGCUUCAUUGACUGAUCUAUUUCUCGGCGGAAACUAUAUAACCGUACUUCCUAAUAACGUUUUUUCAUCGUUAGUAAAUCUGGUACAUUUGAACCUGCUUAGGCUUGAUCUAGAUCUGAUAGAAGAGGACGCUUUCACUGGUUUGUCCAAUUUGAUGGCCCUUGAUCUUUCUUUUAUUAUUGUGAAAUCACCAACAGGGAUUCAAGGAAACAUUUUCAAAUGGCUGCCAAAUCUGACUACAUUGUCGCUGCAGGAGAGCCCCGAACUAGCAGCUAAACUUGUCUCCUCACAAGAAAUGCUGUCAAGUAUAAGCUCGGUACAGGAUCUAAACCUCAUGGAUAACACUAUCACAAGUCUCGGUUUGACAUUAAUCAGUAGACUAAAACAACUCAGAGUGAUCAAACUUUCCGGAAACCCUUUCCAUUGCGAUAGUCUGUUACGAUGGCUUCAAGAUUUCAUCAAGUUAGAAAGAAGCAAGUUUUUUAUGCCUUUUGAUAUAUUGUGCUACACUCCAAUCGAAUUACGUGGACAGUCUGUUAUGAGUAUUCAGUAUUCUGACUUCGUUCCCGCUACCACAACCACUACUACAAUGUUACCAACCACAACCAAAGUGGAUAACCAUCCAAGGACAGCAAGUGAACAGCCCGGGUACACUUUACAACCUUCAGUGACAUCAGUCGUUCCAGUAAUCAACACGACGGGUGUAACCAGGGUAACAAGUGCUCACAAAGGAACGAAGGAAAAUUUAUCAGAUGUAAACAACCAAUCAGAAGAGCACAAUUUCACGGUGAUCACCAUAGUAACGAGCAUUUCCACCGCGGCAGUAAUAAUUGUGAUUGCCGUGGUAAUUAUGGUAAUAUUUCACCGUCGGCGAUAUGUACAACGUGACUUUGAAUACUGUCGCGAAAAUGAGGUGGAAUUUUACGUCUCUGACGGAAGUGAUCGUCCUCCAGUCAAACUGACCCGCGAGGAGAGACAGUCACGUGGCUCAGUGACAUCCAAAGCAGAGGAAGACAUUACAAAUGAACUAGACCUUAGUAUGAGGGUCUACACGUGGGAUGACGGAGAGCAAUAGAAUCUUACUUCUAAUAAUACAUAAAGUAUUGACCUUGACCUCACGUUGUAAGUAGAUAAAAAUGAGAGACUAUGCAGCAAGCUUUCAUUUGAUUAACUUUUUGUUGAUAACGCAUUAACUACAGAAAUAAAUAGACAUAUUUUAUACAACUACUCUGACUUGCGACAUUUGCUAGUACACGUUGCCAAUGAGCUUUCGUCACCCUUGCAUGUACGUAGGUAUUCUAUGAUGUUGGUUAACUUUUACGCUGUCUAGUGCCCAAGAAUGACAUAAACAUCUGUGGAGCCAAAAUUGACUCCUAAUGGACAUUUGUUUGAGGCAAAUGUAUAUAAAUGGCGGAACCUACUAUGUGGUUGAUAAUAUUCACGGGGGAUUUAAUCCACUACACUCGCGGUCAAUGGUGAUAACAUGAAAUUAAAUACCACGAGAGCAUUUCUAGUGAAUGAAAAUCUGAGAACAUCUCUGUUUUGCCUCAAACUGGGACAACCGCGAAAUAUUUUGCCCACGAAGAUUAACAACUAUACAGUAUCAAAGAUCAGAUAAAGCUCUAUUUAAAACAAGCACGAUCUUUAACCUCAUGAAUAUGCAUGUACUUAACUUGAUCUCCGAUAUAGACUAUAAACUACAUCGCUAACUUCGGACACAGUGGUGACCUAGGAUAAAUAUGUGAAUAUUCAGAUUUAUACAGACGAUGUUCAUAUUAUACGAAUAUGCUUAAUUUAAAAUUCAUAUGUGUACUUUUUACAAUGAUAUUUGUAGUUAACAAGCAUUUGUUAUAUACCAAAUAUAGCCCCAGAUAUAUGGGUAUAAUACUUGCACUGCUAGAACUUGCAUUCCUUUAACAUCUGACGUAGGUCUAUAGCUUUUGAUCACGUGACCAAUUCAACUCCUGGACAAGUGAACGAUUUCUUUGGUUCACGUUAAAAUUGAUCUUCGUUACCACAUUUUAUUGACCUCUGACCUCAUACUGGUUUCACAUGUUGGGCAGCUGAUAAUUACCUUUGUGCAUAUUUAAAUUGACCGCUGACCUGGUUUAUCAUAUUAGAAUAGGAUAUGUAUAUAUUCUUCCUUUGAUUGCAAGUAUUGACCUUUUAAUAUUGACCAUGACAUCGUACAGCCAAAAAUAACCAAGUGCUGAAAAAUACUGUGGUUCAUUUUCGUGAUGAUGUUAUUUUCGACGAAGCUAUGAUAUCUUAUCAUAGGCCGUCGUACCAGGUACUCUUAAUUUGAGUUAUUAAAUUUGAGUUUGACCUCAAGAGAGUAUGAUAUGGUUUUACAGUAAACAUACCAUUGGUUUUUAACAGCACAAAUAUCUUCCAGUUAGAUUGACCUUGACCUCAGUUUUAUACCAAUCAUUUGAUACAUUGAUAUUCCCUUGAACUUUGACCUAAAAAUAUCCUGACCGAAACAAUUGAUAUCAGCAUAUAUAUAACAUUAGAAUGGGUUGUAAAACCGUGUAUGAAAUGUGAAAUAAAUUCUGUAACUUCUA